Messenger RNA from Salvia miltiorrhiza (redroot sage), 1352 nucleotides. RefSeq names its product mediator of RNA polymerase II transcription subunit 20a-like. Gene Ontology annotation, molecular function: transcription coactivator activity. Gene Ontology annotation, cellular component: mediator complex. Gene Ontology annotation, biological process: regulation of transcription by RNA polymerase II. The transcript is spliced from 7 exons. The record is from RefSeq and is a predicted model, not a curated record. NCBI's taxonomy places the organism in Eukaryota, Viridiplantae, Streptophyta, Magnoliopsida, Lamiales, Lamiaceae. Bases 180 to 1250 code for a protein of 356 amino acids.
CAAUAUUUAGCAUAAUAUAAAUACAGAGAGGCAUUCAUUUUUAGGGUUUCAGCCGCUGCCUUUGAAUUCUAGAGUGUUCUCCACUUCUUCCAAAAUUCUACCCUAAUCUCAUUACAGAUCCGCCGUUCUCACUUUCCAGAUUCAACGCUCCAAACAUUCUCCACAAGCCACGGCUGCCGAUGCUCUCCCUCUUCAUCUCUCUGACUCUCUCCCUCUGCCUCACCCUCUAUUUCUUAAUCCCAUCUCCCUCGACCUAUCUGAUUUCGCGACACAACGGCGGUAAAGCCCUACAUCCCCAAUCCACCCACUCCGCUCUCACAUCUAGGCACUGCGUCGCUCCACGCGGCGUCGCCUCCUUCCUCGCCGACAACGAAUGCUCCGCCGCAUCCUUCUGCAUAGCCCGUAUCCAGCCGCCGCCGUCCGGGUUUCAAACGACGGCUCCAGAUCUCGGCUUCUUCCCUAAUCCAAGAGAUAACCACUUCCAUGCUCUAUUGAUAGAUACAGAAAAUUCAGAAAAAUAUCAGCCUCUUCAUGAUUUUCAAAUUUAUUCACCCUUCAACGAGCUUCGAUUCGUUGACACUAUGCCCAUCAAAUGGAUUUUGCACUGGCAGCCCAACCCGGGCACGACCGUGAACACCCAAAUCCUCUCAGAAGUGUCUCAGUGCGCUGAGAGCAUCAAUGGCGUUAAAGAAGGGCGCUGGAAAACCACUCUCAGUUUCUACAAAGCCAUGGUUAGAGAACAAGCUAUUGCGAAUGACUUUCCUCGUGAUUUUGUGGGGAUUUCGCUUGCGGAGCAGCCCGGCAAAUAUUUCUUAGUAAUUAGAGGGCAGCGUCUUGUAGUGGAGGCGGAGUCGAGUAUUCAGAUGAUAAUGGAGAAACUGCAGUCUUAUAAAACACGAGUUGCUCUUAAUUUUGAGGGAAACCAAUAUCAACUUGGCGACUUUCAGUUGCGAGUAGGGAAGGUUGUCCCAAUGAACUCGGAGAAUUUGAGGGGCAUUGUUAUGGAGAUGGAGUAUGUACCGAUUUCAUCAUGGGAGAAAUCACGCGAAAUCUUGGGCGACUUCUUUGAACUUUGGCAGGAAGCCCUCUCAAAAAGAUCGUUACCUGGUCAUUUUGUACACAACGAACCAAACUUUGCAGAAUACGGCCUCCCGGAUCAGUACGGGAUGCAGCACACAGCUAUCCAGUAUGCCAAUAUCACUGCUCAAAUUGUAGCAACUUCUCAGUCAGUACAGGCCCCUAGAAACUAGAUUUCCAAACAUUCACCAUUUUCCAUGUUUACUCUAUAUUUGCAACUCCUCAAUUAGUGGCUAUGUGAAAUUCAAUUGAUAAUACACUUCUCCUUCGAUUAA